Molecule: messenger RNA, 1089 nt
Organism: Verticillium nonalfalfae
Lineage: Eukaryota; Fungi; Ascomycota; Sordariomycetes; Glomerellales; Plectosphaerellaceae
Gene: PHA2
Product: prephenate dehydratase
Exons: 2
Coding region: 1-1089 (362 amino acids)
Biological process (GO): L-phenylalanine biosynthetic process
Cellular component (GO): cytoplasm
Molecular function (GO): chorismate mutase activity; prephenate dehydratase activity
Source: RefSeq, a predicted model, not a curated record
AUGACACAGUCCUCCUGGCCUCUGAAGCACUCGGCUGCCAAAUCCCGUGCUAAAACAUCAUCACAGGCGUCCCUGCAGGUGUUUCCGGAGAGCGACUGGGAAUUGAAGCCACUUGUCACCAUCCCCGAUAUCUUCGCUGCCGUCCAAGCUGGGCAUGUCACAUACGGCGUUGUACCUUUUGAGAAUUCGACCAAUGGCUCGGUUGUCUUCACUCUUGACUGCUUCGCUGACCGACACGCACUUUCUCCCGACAUUGCUGUCUGCGGCGAGAACUACCUCGACGUCCACCACUUUCUCGUAGGGCACCUACCACCCAAUGCCAAUACUGCAGGUGCCUCUAAACCCGUGACUGCAACUCCUGAAUCGACACCAGCCGCUCCGACUUCUGUAUCUGCAUUGUCCAGCUCGUCUGCCCCCGGCUCCGGAGCAUGCACCCCCACGGCUUCAGAGCCGCACCCGCCCAAGCCCCGUGCCAAGCCCCUGACAGAUCUCACCCACAUCCGCCGUCUCUAUUCCCAUCCCCAAGCAUGGGGGCAGUGUUCAGCAUUCCUUCAGACGUACCUCAAGGGCAUCGAAGCGAUCGAUGUGUCAUCGACCAGCCGCGCCGCAGCUCUCGUUGCCGAAGACGAGACCGGCACCAGUGCCGCCAUUUCCAGCGAGAUCGCUGCCCAGCUCCACGGCAUUGAUAUCCUCGCUGCGAGCAUCGAAGACCGCUCUGACAAUACAACUCGAUUUUUCGUCAUCCGGAAAGAAACUGUCGAGUUGUCCAAGACACCUUUACCACCCAAACUUUGCCAGUCCGAUGUUGGCACGACAAAGUCCAUGGUCUCCUUCAUGGUUCCCCACACCGCCCCUGGUGCUCUGGCUGACGUGCUCUCCGCCUUCCGCGCAGCCGGUCUGAACUUGACGAGCAUUAACAGCCGGCCGAGCCUCGAGGAACCCUUCCAGUACGUCUUUUUUGUUGAGUUCGAAGGCCACCGUGUGCGAGACCCGGACGGGCGGGUCCGCGACGCUCUCGAGGGUGUUGCCCGCGUUGCGGAAACAUGGCGGUGGCUUGGGAGCUGGGAAGACCAGCGCUCCCGGCCUUAG